Callithrix jacchus (white-tufted-ear marmoset) is the source of this 19455-nucleotide messenger RNA. It is a transcript of the gene LRRTM3, whose product is annotated as leucine rich repeat transmembrane neuronal 3. Gene Ontology annotation, cellular component: plasma membrane. The record is from RefSeq and is a predicted model, not a curated record. Gene Ontology annotation, molecular function: protein binding. NCBI's taxonomy places the organism in Eukaryota, Metazoa, Chordata, Mammalia, Primates, Cebidae.
GCUUUACAUAAGACUGCAUUCACUGAAACCAAAGCAACAGUCCGAGCAGCUUUCAGAAUGACAGUCUGCAGAAGUGAGCUGAGCGUGUGCGCGGUACGGGGCUCUCCUGCCUUCUGGGCUCCAACGCAGCUCUGUGGCUGAACUGGGUGCUCACCACGGGAACUGCUGGGCGAUGGAAUACAGAUGUGGCAGCUCAGGUAGCCCCACAUUGCCUGGAGGAAUAUAUCAUGUUUUUCGUUAAGAAGAAAUUGUAGGAGCCAGUUUUUUUUUAACCGCCCCCCGCCACCCCCAAAAAACUGUAAAGAUGCAAAAACGUAAUAUCCAUGAAGAUCCUAUUACCUAGGAAGAUUUUGAUGUUUUGCUGUGAAUGCGGUGUUGGGAUUUAUUUGUUCUUGGAGUGUUCUGCGUGGCUGGCAAAGAAUAAUGUUCCAAAAUCGGUCCAUCUCCCGAGGGGUCCAAUUUUUCUUCCUGGGUGUCAGCGAGCCCUGACUCACUACAGUGCAGCUGACAGGGGCUGUCAUGCAAGUGGCCCCUAAGCCAAAGCAAAAGACCUAAGGACGACCUUUGAACAAUACAAAGGAUGGGUUUCAAUGUAAUUAGGCUACUGAGCGGAUCAGCUGUAGCACUGGUUAUAGCCCCCACUGUCUUACUGACAAUGCUUUCUUCUGCCGAACGAGGAUGCCCUAAGGGCUGUAGGUGUGAAGGCAAAAUGGUAUAUUGUGAAUCUCAGAAAUUACAGGAGAUACCCUCAAGUAUAUCUGCUGGUUGCUUAGGUCUGUCCCUUCGCUAUAACAGCCUUCAAAAACUUAAGUAUAAUCAAUUUAAAGGGCUCAACCAGCUCACCUGGCUAUACCUUGACCAUAACCAUAUCAGCAAUAUUGACGAAAAUGCUUUUAAUGGAAUACGCAGACUCAAAGAGCUGAUUCUUAGUUCCAAUAGAAUCUCCUAUUUUCUUAACAAUACCUUCAGACCGGUGACAAAUUUACGGAACUUGGAUCUGUCCUAUAAUCAGCUGCAUUCUCUGGGAUCUGAACAGUUUCGGGGCUUGAGGAAGCUGCUGAGUUUACAUUUACGGUCUAACUCCCUGAGAACCAUCCCUGUGCGAAUAUUCCAAGACUGCCGCAACCUGGAACUUUUGGACCUGGGAUAUAACCGGAUCCGAAGUUUAGCCAGGAAUGUCUUUGCUGGCAUGAUCAGACUCAAAGAACUUCACCUGGAGCACAAUCAAUUUUCCAAGCUCAACCUGGCCCUUUUUCCAAGGUUGGUGAGCCUUCAGAACCUUUACUUGCAGUGGAAUAAAAUCAGUGUCAUAGGACAGACCAUGUCCUGGACCUGGAGCUCAUUACAAAGGCUUGAUUUAUCAGGCAAUGAGAUCGAAGCUUUCAGUGGACCCAGUGUUUUCCAAUGUGUCCCGAAUCUGCAGCGCCUCAACCUGGAUUCCAACAAGCUCACAUUUAUUGGUCAAGAGAUUUUGGAUUCUUGGAUAUCCCUCAAUGACAUCAGUCUUGCUGGGAAUAUAUGGGAAUGCAGCCGAAACAUUUGCUCCCUUGUAAACUGGCUGAAAAGUUUUAAAGGUCUAAGGGAGAAUACAAUUAUCUGUGCCAGUCCCAAAGAGCUGCAAGGAGUAAAUGUGAUCGAUGCAGUGAAGAACUACAGCAUCUGUGGCAAAAGUACUACAGAGAGGUUUGAUCUGGCCAGGGCUCUCCCAAAGCCAACGUUUAAGCCUAAGCUCCCCAGGCCGAAGCAUGAGAGCAAACCCCCUUUGCCCCCGACGGUGGGAGCCACAGAGCCCGGCCCAGAGACCGAUGCUGACGCCGAGCACAUCUCUUUCCAUAAAAUCAUCGCGGGGAGCGUGGCGCUUUUCCUGUCCGUGCUUGUCAUCCUGCUGGUUAUCUACGUGUCAUGGAAGCGGUACCCUGCGAGCAUGAAGCAGCUGCAGCAGCGCUCCCUCAUGCGAAGGCACAGGAAAAAGAAAAGACAGUCCCUAAAGCAAAUGACUCCCAGCACCCAGGAAUUUUACGUAGAUUACAAACCCACCAACACGGAGACCAGCGAGAUGCUGCUGAAUGGGACGGGACCCUGCACCUAUAGCAAAUCAGGCUCCAGGGAGUGUGAGACGGAUCCUUGCUUUGUAGCUCAGGCUGCAGUGCAAUGGUGGGAUCUCAGCUCACUGUGACCUCCACCUCCCAGGUUCAACUGAUUCUCCUGCCUCAGCAUCCCGAUUAGCUGGAAUUAAUUACAGACACAUGCCACCAUGCCUGGCGAAUUUUUGUAUUUUUAGUAGAGACGGGGUUUCACCACGUUGGCCAGGCUGGUCUCGAACUCCUGAUCUCAGGUAAUCCACCUGCCUCAGCCUCCCAAAGUGCUGGGAUUACAGGCGUGAGCCACCAUGCCUAGCCACCUUGUACAUGUUUCUUAUUGUAUGAGUAAGUACUACAUCAGAUCUGGAAUGUCUAUACUCGAAGAACUUAUAUUCUGAAGCAAGAAGUACAAAUAUCGAGUGAAGGUAAUAUUUGUAGUCAUUGAUUCAAACAGUUUUCUCACCACACUAACAUAAAUAACUUACCUGCCUUUUGAUGUUAAAAAAAAAAAAAAAAAAGCCACCUGCUAAGAUCUGGGUAUGGAGACAUGGCUGUGUAUCAACUAAGUAUUUGAGUAGUGACCAAUACUUAAUUAAGAGGGUCACUGAAUUGAGAAGAAGGCCUGAAUUUUGAUUUCUACAAAAACAGUUCAGAGAGAGAUUUUUGCUUUAAAAGUCUGACUCUUUGUAAUAUUUCUUCCUGUCUUUAAGGAAAGUCAAAACAUGGACAAAAGCCACAUAUCACCUACUGAUAUUCAUGUGAAUCAAAAAAUAAACUGGUAAUGAUGAGGAUGAGAAAAGGUGAGAAAUGUAUCUUGCUUCCCUGUUAAAAUGAUGACACAUGUAAGGACAGCCCGGCGGCAUGGUGUCUGAUACGUUAUCUCUGUCAGCUUUUUCUUCCCACAGUCCUUCUUCCCUCAAAAAUGCUGAUCAGAGAAAUUUUGAAACACAAGAUAUUUGUGGUAUUUUUUUCCAGUGGAAACCACCAUUAUUGCCUGUAACCUUGAUCCAUUUUAAUAGAGGACUACAGAACUAAUCCUAAAAUAAGUCAAGAUAACUGAUGGUAGUUGGAAUCCUUAGUCUAACAAAAUACUGCUUUCAAAAGACUAGUAUACUCAUCGAUGAAUGCCUUUUAAACUUACAUCAUGUCAAUUAUUUGCAACUUAUGUUUAUAAAAUAUUUGCUAGUUUUGGGGAACUCUGCAAGUUUCUUGUUUCUGAUUCUUUGCUUAAACAUAUACAAUUAUGUUCAGUCUUACAAAGCAGGCACUUCCUCCAGCCAAAAGGGAAAUAACUCUAGUAGAACUCAAUAUUUUCUGAACAGAUUUUGUUGUUAGGUUGUAUCACCCCCAAAGGAAAGGACAAAAUUAGGAAGAGUGAAUUUGUUACUAUUUACUCGCCAAAGCCUCAAGGUAGUUUUAUAGAGAUAAUCUUAACAACAGGAAAUAGUAUAUAGUGUGGUAUUGGUGUUUUUACUAUAAGCUCCUUUUCCUAUCGAUUAUUUUUUUCUAGUGGAGAGAAAUGCUAAUAUUUUAUCUGGAUAAUAAAUUAAAAAGUGGUUUCUUGACAUUUUACUGUUUUUUUUUAAUUCCAUUUAAAGAAAAUGAUUUCCAAAGCCAGACAAUGGUGCUGUUCAAUAGAAAAUGAUGACCUUUAAUGAAAACCCUGCCCCUUACUAAUUUUCACAUCUUUACCAACCUCCUAAUCAAUGUGGAAGCGGCAUAAAUGAAGGGAAAAAAUGCUUUAUCUAAAUACACUUUAUCUAAAUCACUUCACCCAAGCAGACAUUCUCUAUCUCAGUUCCUAGGUCAUUUCCUUCACUGUAUUUUCCAAUUCAAAAUUACUUCUUUCUUCACCUGUUCAUUGUGUCAGUGAUCACAUAAGCCAUAGGUUUUAUAUGGAAGGGAAGUUUAAAGACCUAGUGACUUCCAAGUGUUAUUGCUGAAGAAAGGAAAAGUUAAGGGAAGAGGUGGCAAAGGUGGAUAUAUCUGAUGAAUUAGAAAAAAAGUUAUAGUGCGGUCUCAAUAGCAAUUAAUCUCUAAAUGUAACAAGCAAAAGUAAAAGUAAUGCUUUUGUUUAUUUUACUCCAUCAUUUUUUAUUGGUUAUUUAUUUCUAAAUUAUUCAGCAUCUUCUCUCGUUGUUCUAUUAUUACAGUAAUUAUCUACCACCUGUUGAACAGUACAGUGCCAGGUACUUUACAAACAAUUUUGCAACUAUCUUGCAAGGUAAGGAGUCCUGUACCUGUGUAAUGCAGGGAAACUGAGUUGCAUAAAAGGGAAGCCACAAAGUCACAGAGACAGGAAGUGGCAGAGUUGGGAUUUAAGUUUAUUUCUGCCUGAUUCCAAAGCUGUUCUCUUGACUCUAUAUCACACCAUUUAACUGUUCAAUGGUGUGAUAAAGAGGUAUACUUAAGCUUUUUAAAUAUCUGUCUUAUCAACUUGGUAAUAAACUUUGCAAAGGUAGAAGCUAUCAUUCCUACCCCACUCUGCCCCUUCUCUUUCUCUUUCUCUCCCUUUCUGUGCUAUCUAUAUACUAUUCCACAUCUUGAAAAGAGUAAUUUUUUUUUUUGAGACAGUUUCACUUCUGUGGCCCAGGCUGGAGUGCAAUAGUGCCAUCUAGGCUCACCACAACUUCUGCCUCCAGAGUUCAAGCAAUUCUCCUGCCUCGGCCUUCCGAGUAGCUGGGAUUAUAGGCAUGUGCCACCAUGCCUGGCUAAUUUUGUAUUUUUAGUAGAGACAGGGUUUCACCAUGUUGGUCAAGCUGGUCUCGAACUCCCAACUUCAGGUGAUCCCUCUGCUCAGCUUCUGAAAGUUCUGGGAUUACAGGCGUGAGCCACCAUGGUUGGCUGAAAAGAGGAAUUUUAUCUUCAUUUACUUUGUAGUUUAUUCAACUUCUACUUCCAAAAACUUAGCUUUUUCCUGGGACAAAUCCCCCAGACAUUUUUUAUUCUCAUAUAAUUUCAACUUCUAGCCACUAAAGUAGAACUCUAAAUUAUUUACCUUAGAAGAUUCAGAAUUAUGUAUUAUAAAGUUUACAAAUUAGACAAUAAAAGUUUAAAUUCAUUUAAAACUUGAGUGAUUAUAAUGCCAUCAGCACACUAUAGGAUGUAAACAUUUUAAUGGUGCAAUAUUUAAAAUAAAUAUCUUUACAUCCUUUGAACGUUCAAAUUCUGUUUGAUAUCUUUUAUUUGUUCUCUUUAUCUCCUCAAAAUUACAGUCUUAAUUUUUUUUUUUUUUUGAGAUGGAGUCUCACUCUGUCGCCUAGGCUGGAGUACAGUGGCAAAAUCUCAGCUCACUGCACCCUCCACCUCCCAGGUUCAAGUCAUCCCUCCACCUCAGCCUUCUAGGUAGCUGGGAUUACAAUCAUGCACCACCAUGCCUGGCUAAUUUUUUUGUAUUUUUAGUACAGACAGGGUUUCAACACGUUGGCCAGGCUGGUCUCGAACUCCUGUCCUCAAAUGAUGCACCUGCCUUGGCCUCCCAAAGUGCUAGGAUUAUAGGCAUAAGCCACUGCACCUGGCUUACAACCUCAAAAAUUAUGUAUUGCUUAUUAGUUCUUCACUGUAGGUUCAAGAUCAACUAAGUCUGUGUGACUCCUAAACCAGAUUUUACCUUCAAAUUCCUGGGCGUCAGUUCCCGUUUAGCAUCAACACAUUGAACUGAAAUUAGAAUGCGACUCACCAUGUAUUUCCAGGGAAUUAACAAAUUGGCUCUUUUUCCUCUCACACUAUUUGGAUAUUGAAAUUAAAGUAGCUAACAUUAAGAUGAUUUCUUGAUUUUUAAAUUUGCCUUGAUCAAUGUCUUAUUGGCUUCAAUAUGACUUUUUUUUAACAUAAAAUAGCCCUUAAAUGUACAUUUUUCAUGAUUUUUUUCAUUUCUAAAAAAGAUGUGAAAUAAGAUAUUUGACAAUCAGGACUUUCACACUUUAGGCAGUUCAACUGCCACUGAAACUUUAAUUAGGUCCAACUUGGAAUCUAAAAUCUUAAAAUGGUAUCCAGUGAAAGAGAAAACCUGAAAACAUAAUGCAAAAGCUUUUUUUCUGAAACCCUUGCCAGUGUUUCCCUGUAAAUGUUACAGCUUUCAAAGAACACUCAACAUUUCCUACCAUUUAAAAAUCCACAAUUUAUUACAAAUAAGUAUAGUAGAAAUGUUCUAUUCCUACUGAAUAUAUUGAUAAAAUGGUAUUUUUAAAAAAUGUCUUCAAAAACAUGUCAAGUAACUCAAAAGGUACAUAUAAUAUAAAAACAUUCACCUCAAAAUAGCCAUUAUUACAGAUAUUUUGAUAAAAAUAUAUACAAAGGAAGCUACAGAGGAAGAAAGGCCAACAGGUAACAUGUAUAGUAAGUGAAGAACAGUUUUAUUAAAAUGAACUCAAGGUACCCACACUAUAUUAAAUAAAGGUACUAUAUUAAAUAUAGCUAUACUUGAAAUAAUCACAGUAUAAGAACUUUAAAUGAAAUUAAUAAAUUUACUAAAAAUGAGAUAAAUGUUUCUUUUUUCUUGUUUUUUAACAUUUAGAGAUAAAUGUUUCUUAACCCCCUAAAACAUAUUAAGUAACAAAAUAUUAAUGAGUUUGGGAAAAACUUAUGCAUUAAAAAUUGGGACCAUUACUUGGGACAAAAGCUGAAGAAAUGAACAUAUUAAUGUUUUAUCCUAUCUUCCAUCAAUUUGAUUUUUAUUAUUACUUUCAUUGUUUAUUCAUCGUUUCUAUUUUAUUCAAUAACCAUAGAGCCUGUGGUUUUUAAUUUUAGUUCUGAAUUUAUAUUGAUUAAAAUUUUAUAUUCAGUUUUUUAGUUGGAAUCCCUCCAUACCUGAAUUCUUUGACAUGAUUCACCUCUUGGUAGGCUGAAAUGUACUGUAGCUUUUUUGUUUGUUUUGUUUUUACAGGGUGGUUAUUCAAGUUUUUAACUUAUAAGAACAAUAAUUUAUUUGUUCAUAAUUGUGUGAGUUAGCAAGGCAAUUCUCAUCUGGGUUGGCCUGGCAGAUCUCUGAGGUCAUCUGGCAGUUUUGUAGGGGCCUGAUGGUCUAGGAUAGCCUCUUUCAUUUGUCUGGCUCUUACAAGCUUGUUGGAUUUAAGAGCCUCAGCUAGGACAGCACAAUCCCACUCCAUGUAGUCUUUCAUCCUCCAGUAGGCUAGCUCAGGCAUAUUCACAAGUGGUAGCCUCAGGAUUCAAAAAAGCAAAAUGAGAGAAGGCCCCAGUGCAUAAGAAUCUUUUUAAGGCUUUGCUUACCUUACUGUUUUUCAGUGUUUUCUUGUUUUAAUUUUCCUUAAUGAGGGUUUAUACUAUUUGAUGUAACUUCUUAUGCACUUGAAAAUAUUUGUGCAUUUGUAUUUACAUUUAAAAGAUAACUUGGGUGGGUAUAAAAUCUUUGGUUAUACUUUCUUGUUCUCAGAAUUUUUAGACAUAAUUCUAUAGGAUUUUGGUAUCUAAUAAAUCCAUGGGAAAACUAACCUCAUUUUUCUUCCAUGUGACUUGGUAUUCAUGCUGAAUAGACACAUAAAUUUGUCCACUAUCUUUAAUGUUUAUUAACCUUCCCACGAUAUAGAAUGUCAUUAAAAUCAUAGGUAAGUCUUUAUUUCAGGAAUUUAUCUUCUACCAUUUUAAUAUUUGAGAACAAAAAUUAUAUUUAUAUUGGAUCUCCUUUUUUCCUUUCCACAUCUUUCAUCUUCCCAUAAUAAAUGUCGUGUUUUUGUGCAUUUGAAUUAAAUUUUAUGGGAAUUUUUCAAAGCUUUUUUUUUAUAUUCCUAACUUAGUUUUCAGUCAUGUUUAUUCUACUUGUUGUUAUUGCUUCUAAUAUCUGUGUCUAUGAAAGCUUUCAUGUUUCUCUCCCAUUUUUCUUCAGAUACACAUAAUCUCUUUCAUCUGUUUUUCACUGAACCUCUACUUUGACUCUCACAGAUAUUUUUUCAGGGUUUUUGUUUGUUGGUUUGUUUGCCUGUAUUAUGUCUAGUAUAAUUUCCCUGAAUAAAUGGGUAAUUUUUAUCCUAAUCUUCCAUUGUUUCUUUGGGAAAUUUCUCUUGUAGUUUUUUAUAUGGCUCUUUGUUGUGUUAUUAUCUCUUUAGUCACCUUUCUAAUUGUUAGUCAUAUUUGAUGGUCACAGAUUGAGAGAAAAAAACAGAAGAGUUUGCAGUCUCUUGUUUCUCUUGCUAGACUUUUUUACACCAUUCCUCUGUCACCGAAUCUCUUAUUUCCUUUUCCCAGGCCACACCUCUCCAUCUGGAGUAUGUGGCUAAAAACAAAUCCUUUGACAUCAGAGAUUUUCUAUGUUAUGGUUUGUACUUACUGUCUCUUCUUACUUCUUCACUUCUCUUCAUCUCUGGCAUUCUCUGGUUCUGAAACUUAGUUCUAAAUAAGAACCCUGUCAUUCUAAUAAAGAUUCUACUUCUACCUCUCCUGGAGGCUUUACGGAGUCAAAUUUGUUCCUAUGACCUUCCAUUACUAUGUAUCUCUUCCCUUGAGUCAGGGCUCUUUUGACCCUUCAAGAUUGUGACUCUUGCUUUUGGAGAACUGUUUAUAAUAUUCUAACUAGUACUAUGGCAUUACAAAAAAAAUAAAACACACACAUGCACACACACACACACACACACACACAUGCACAUGGACUAGAGCAGAAGAUUACACAUACCAUUUAUAAGUACAUAUUGUUCUUUAGAAAAGUUAUUAUAGUUAUAGCAACUAGUAUGUCUCAUAAUUGUAUGUAGGCAAAUAUACCUCCUUCCCACAUUUGCUAGAAUAAUCUUUGGAUACAGUAACAGAAAAUACAACAAUGUUUUAAAAUAUAAAAGGGUUUAUUACUCAUCUUAGAAAAUAAGAAGUCAGGAAGUAGUGGCAUCUAAUGUUGGAUUGCUGACUUAAUGAUGCAAGGCCUAAUAUCUCUCCAAUUAUUUUUGGCUUAUCACCUCACAGUCCCCAGAUGGCUACUGUCCUCCAGGUAUUAGAUCUGUGCUCAAGGAAAGAAGAGUCGGGGAGCAAUAGCCACAACCUUCCUCUUUUAAUAGGAAAACAGAAGCAUCCUUACCACCCCCACCACCAUCACUCUAAGCAAGUUUCUGCUCACAUCUCAGUAGCUGCUAGGAAUUUUCCAGUGCUAUUGUAUAGGCACGCAAAAAGAAAAGUGUUAGCAAGAGCUUUCAGUUCAGCCAACAUUUGGAGUGUUUGCCAUACUCCAAAUGCUGAGAACCCUUCAACAGAAAGGAUUCGAGCAUACCCAUCUUUGUAUGCCCAGUUCUUAGAAGAGUUUGAUGUAUUUAUAGAUAUUAAUUAAAUAUUUGUCAAAUUAUACUCCUUUAUGGCUAAUAUUAUUUAUUUCUUCUGAACCUAAUAACUGAAUUAACAUUUUCCAAAAACACAUUUACCAUGAAUCUUGGGCAACUAUAAAAUAGUAGACAAUCUACAAUACAAAUCUAUAAAAUUUCAUAUUAAGCUGAAAUUAAGAUUAUUUGUCAAAUAUGUCAAUAAAGCACUUCAUGUGUCCAAAAUUACAUUAAAAGAAUAAAAUCUGUGCAAUAUAAAAUAGGUUGGGAGUGACAAAGAUGAUGUGAAAUUAGCUUCAUGUUUUGGUGGUAAAAUUGGUUUCCGCCUUAUUUGCCCUGUGAAACCUCUUAUUCCUUACACUAAAGAGCUAGUCUGUUCUGUUGUUAAUAACAAUUAUUCAAAAGGUUACAAAUUAAGUAGAAAACAUAAUUGCUAAUGGAAACACAGAAAUUUAACUGUAGAGUGCUUUACAGUGCUGCAUUGUAUUUUUCGAGUUAAAGUUAAAACUUUAUUGUCAAUAUUUAUGGAAACUUUCAUUCUAUUCCAUAACAUAUACAUAUUGGCUACAAUAUAAAUGAGUAUUUUUUCCUAAAAUUUUUAGUAGAAUUAAAACUUAAAGAUGAUCCACCAAGUUCAUCCUAGGUUAUGUGCAACUUUAAUAACGACAAUGAUAUAAGGUGACGAUAGCAAAUACAUAGAGUGAUUGUAUGUACCAGGUACUUUCCUAAGCACUUCAUAUGUAUGAACCAAUUUAAUCCUCAUCACAACCCUUGGAGGUAGGUAUUAUCAUCAACCACACAUGCAGAAGAGCAAAUGGAAGCAGAGCUUGUGGAAGUUAAUUUGCCCAAGGACAUACACGUUGCAAGGGGCAGAGCUAGAAUUCAGUCUCGGACAUCAGGAUACAGAACCUGGGCUCUUAAACACGUGCCUUAAAAACCACUGUGGAUCCCCAGGGGUACCCAUACACAGUUUUGACAAAACAUUACUUCCUGUAUCAUUUCAAGCACUCUACAGGCACUACCUUUAGAUGUAAUAUAUGAGGAAACAGAAACUUAAAGAAAUUAUAGUAACUUGCCAAAAAUCACAAGCUCAGUAGAUACAUUUCAAACACAGCUCUCUCUGACUCUGAAGCCUACAUUCUUAUCCACUGUGCAGUGCACUGUACUAACUGACAGAAGGAGAAAACCCUGCAGUGUGUGAUCCACUUCCUAUGUCACAGAGUAUGAGGAAUAUCACAAGGUCAUGGAAUUUCAGAGCUGAAAGGGUUCAUCCAGUCCAACCCAUUUAUUUUAUGGGUACGGAACUGAAACCCAGAGACAAUAGCAAUGCCACCACGUCACUGCCAGAUCUCCUAUAUUCCCACCUACAGGUCAGUCCUCCCUAUCCCCCUUUCCCUUUAGGUUGAUUUUUCAUUUAAAAAGUAUUCGGUAUAAUAUACAUUGUUAUAGCUCACAAUUUCAAGGAUAUUACACAUAUUUGCCUUUAUCAUUUGACAAUAAUGAAAACCUUCAUUAUUCCACAGCCUUUACUUUCUCCAAAGCUUUAUUUCAAAAAGUAUCAUUGUUCUUUUUCAUCUUAGAAAACAUAAAAUCUACUUGCUUGUCUUCAGGAACCCUAGGAAGACAAAAAUUAUCACAGUUUAUACCCAGCAUCCCUGAAGAAUCCUGUCCAUUGUGUAUCUGCCCUCACUGGUUGUCCUCUUAACUUGGACACAUAGAAUGACGUCUUUGACAUAUUUCCAGCCUCACAUUGGUUUUGCAUAUACACUUCUGUAAAGUGAUCAAGAUUUUCAGUUGGGAUUCACGAGCAUUGUUAAACAUUUAGUAAAAGCGAUCCCAGAAAAUGCAACUAGAGCUUACUAUAAUAUGUUCUGUAGGUUGGAAAAUGAUGCAGCUCCAUGAACAUAAAGCAAUUAUUAAUUAGCAGCAAAGACAUGCCAUUUUCAAUCUUAUCUUUUCAUGAUUUAAAAAAAUAAUACUUUUCCCUUAUAUUUUCCAGGUAAGGAGUCUUACCAGUUCUUCUGCACUGCAAUGGCCACUAAGUAAUAUUUCUUAAGCAAUACUGUUAUGCAUAUUAUUAUAUCAGCAAUCCUAAAUGACAUAGGAAAGACAUCAUAUUUCAUUUUCUACAUGGGGAAAUUAAGGCUCAGAGAAGUUAGGUGAAAAGACCAAAGUCAAAAAUGCUAAUAGGUGUGAGGACCUGACUCAAAUUUAGAUCUGUCAUCUGCAUCUUGUAUCUGUCCUUAAGACUGUAUUAAGUUGCCUCCCUUAGUUUAAUAAAAUUCUCUACCAUUCAAAAUUAAAAUUGUAUAUCUGUAAUGUUUGCUGUUUACUUCGGUGAGUAGUUAUUUCAGUUGUUAAUAGAUAUAAUUCAGUUGUUCACAAAUAUGUUUAUUAGAUAUAUAUGUUUAUUAUAUACAUAUAUAUAUAAUGCCUUUAAACAAUCACUGUUAUCAUUUCCAACAAACAAAGCAGACAAUUUAAAGAGAUGGAAUUCUCAGACAUGCAGUGCCACUUCAAAGUCCAUUCACAUGCUGGACAAAAAGUCACAUUAAAACACUUAAUACUGAACUGUACCAUGACCUCAGAUAACACAGUGCUACAUACAUACUCCUAAAAGCACAUUUAUACUGGUUGAUAGCUAGGAGUACAGAUUACUUUCUUUUCUUGAUACAAAAGUAUUAACACCAUAAAGUUAAAUCUGAGGAAUAACUUCGAGGAACGUAAUAGGCAGGUAAAGCAGCUCAGUAUAAACAAAAUUUUCCUUUAAAGAGGCUGUUACUCUGAUAUAAUAUAAAUAUAAUAUUUUUCCAAAUGUGCAUUUCUGAUUUGCAUGGAUUUUAAAGCCGUUACUGGUGAUUAUGAAAAGGAUACAGGCUCACUCUCACAAGGAUGUAGAUUGAUCUCUGAUAUCUAGCCUUCCCAAGGUGCUAUUUUGGGUAUGAAAAGUUACCCCAGAGCCCCAAGGUCUAAAAUCCCACUAAAUUAGGCUUUCCUAGGACUGCUGUUUGUAAACACUCUGGAGAAUUUGUCUCUAAAAACAGGUGGUUAAGGAUAGAGACAAAAAGGGGAGUGUAAAAAAUACUCCUUUUUUCCCUUAAAGCAAAGAAUCAACAUAAUUAGUUUGUAUUUUGGUUCACUGUAGAAGUCCAUCACUACUGUGCACUACUCAUUUCACAAGAAAAAGUUCUUUUCCUAUCAUUCUUCACCGUGCACGCUUCAGUGCUUCACAGGUGUACAGGUCAUUUUCUUAAAUGUAUAACCACAGUAGGCUUACAUAGAUCCCUUUAAAAGUUAAUGCAACAGUGGUAAUAGGUUUACACAAAAAUUGUAAUUUAUGUCAGGCUGUUUUGUUAAGAGAAUCUGGGCCUAUAUUUACAGCCUUAAUAAACUACUAUAUACUUCCUAAUUGUAUAACCUGUGGUGUUAUGGGAUAUGUAAAUUAAGAAAUACCUUUAUCUGGGAACCCCAAGUGGUGCCUGUUUGUAAUAUAUGUGUUCUUGAAAUAUAUUCAAGAUAUAAUUUGUUUUAGAUUAAAAUAUUAGGGAAAAUACUGUUCCUAUAAUCUCUUUUAUUUUACACUUCAAUUCCAAAAUUUAUAAUGUAUUUGCCAAACACUUUAUUUAGUAGCUAAUGGGAAGCAUUUCUAAAGAGAGAUGGUGGUAAUGCUGUAAUUUUUUAAAAUAAAGACUCUUGUUUCAUUGAGAUGAUGUAUGUUUUUUAUAAAAACUUCAAGUAAUAUAGAGAAGCUUUAGAAAGUUUUAAGUAAUCCAAAUUCCAUUAACCAGAAAACAACAGCCAUCUGCACCACAGAGUAAACACCAUUCAAGACAUAGCUAAAUGUCUACUAAGGUAGAAAAACAUCAGAGAGAUGUAUACCCACAUAAGCCUUAAUUUUAAAAAAAUUGAAUCAAAUUAUAUAUGACAGUUUAAUAUUUAAAUGUUAUAUUUUCUUUUUCUUUAAUUUGACUAAAGAAAUUUUGAACUAAAAGCUGAAAUUCAGGUGAAUGUUUCUCUUUUUCUUUUUUUGAGACGGAGUUUCGCUCUUGUUACCCAGGCUGGAGUGCAAUGGCACGAUCUUGGCUCACCGCAACCUCCGCCUACUGGGUUCAGGCAAUUCUCCUGCCUCAGCCUCCUGAGUAGCUGGGAUUACAGGCACGCACCACCAUGCCUAGCUAAGUUUUUGUAUAUUUAGUCGAGACGGAGUUUCACCAUGUUGAUCAAGAUGGUCUCGAUCUCUUGACCUCAUGAUCCACCCGCCUCGGCCUCCCAAAGUGCUGGGAUUACAGGCGUGAGCCACCGCGCCCGGCCCGUAAAUGUUUCUUAAACCCAAAGCAUGUUUUCUUUUCUAUAAGGGCACGCCAAAGUUGAGGUGAAAAAGGAAAAAAUUUAGGAGGUUGGAAUCCUCUGUGUAUUUCAACAUUCAGUAGUAGCUAUUAACCUCAUGCUUAUGUAGUUAAGAAAAUUAACUGAUAAUUCUUCCAAUAGUACUUUUUCACAUAUUAAUCAUUUUCAUUAAUAUGCUUACAUUAUCAGUUUAUAAUGUAUCAUUUAUAUGCUAUUCUGUAAUUAUAAUUUCUAAAGCUGUUACUUUUUAUCCAUAAUUAGACAGAUUUGAUGCUAACCAUCUUAAACUAAGUUCCUCCAUUCUUGAGCUACUGUUGACUCAUCAUGUAUGUGCACACAUGUUGUGUUUAAAUGAGAGCUCCAGGGUUCUAUAUUGUCUAGUUUUUGCUUCAGAAUAUCUUUCUGUUGAUAUUAUAUUUGACUAAAAAUAAAACUUGAAUCAUAUUUCCCUUCCUUUAGAACUGUGUAGAAAUUGCUUCUCUGACUUCUCAUAUUAUGUGGAAAUUGAAAGCCAACCUUUAUUCCCCUUACAUGUAGCAGGUAUCUUUUCCAUAAAUGUUCAUCUGGUUGAACCUUUAUUUAACCUUGGAGUUCAGGAAAUAGUUUAAAAUAUCUCUUAGUAUUCAUUGUUCUAUCUAAAAUUGUCCUAGAACAGAGUACAAACUUCAAUUUGAAGAUUCAAAUCUUUGUAACAAUUUUCUUCUUUUUACUUUUGUAUUUUUUAUUGAUUCUUUUCUUUGGUUCCCUUUUCUCACGAUCACCAAUUAUAUACAUGUUGUCUCUCUUUUCCGUCUUCCAUAUCUUUAUUCAUUAUAAAAACUUCAUGCUGUUCAUACGCAUUUCAUUUUGUCAGAUGUUUUCAAACCUAGUAUCUAUGCUUCUGACUUCGUUUUCAAUCAAGUUUAUUGCAUUUGUGUUGCUUCCAGUGUCUAUUUUAUUUCUGUCAUUUUUAAAUUUCCAUUUUCAUUUUUUACUGAACUCUUGUUCUGUUUUCAUCUGCUUUUAUUCCUGUAUACUCUCUUCUCUGAAUUCAUCUGUCUCCUUUCUGAACUCUGCUUUUUAGAAUGUGUAUUUGUUGUGAUAUAUGCUUGUUGUCAUUUAUUUGCUUGUUUUCCUCUCCAUGUGUGAAAAAGAAAAUGGUAGUUUUAUGCAUGAACUUAUCCACUGGUCCCUUUCUGAUUGCUAUUUCUCUUUGAAUGAGACAGCAACUGACCAAGUGGUACAAUGGGGAGUGGAAGAGGAAGUGCAUACCUGAAAAUGUACUAAGGAAGUUGGCAACCACUAUUUCAGCUUACUGACUCAAACAUCUUUUCAAAUAUUUUGUUUCCCUAACAUUGAAAGGAGUUCUUCCCUCAAAUUUUUUAUUUAAGGACUCUGCAUGGAUCACAGCAAGUUUUCCUACAGCAGGGUACCACCUACUUCCUCCACCUUCUUUGACAGACUGCCUGGGCGAAAAGACCAAGCGGUAGAGAAUAGAAUGAGGUUGUUGGAAGAAAGUCCCUCUAAGGCUUCCCUCCCCUACCAUUCUAGAGUGUCAGGCAGGAUAUCUACAUGGUCAUUCUCAUAUCACCCAGAAACCAAGCUCUCUUUAAUCAAAGACCAUCAGAUAUUUUGGGGGAAAAGGCACCUAUGUCUGAGUCAACAUUUUACAGUGGGUUUCGUUAUCUAUUUCAAUAUUUAGUCUAUGGACUUCAUAAUUUGUAUCACUGUAGUUGUAAAGCUUCCUUGCUUUCUUGGAGAUGACAAUAUUUUCCCUCUUUUUUACUUCUUUGAUAUUUUUAGUAGGCUUUGAGAAAGUAGGAAGAAAAAAGCCUCUAUAACAACAUCUAAAACUGGAACUAUAUGAAUAUUUUAUAUCCCAUCAAAAUAUAUUUUAUCAUCAAAAUGUCUGGUUCAAAAUAGGGAAUUUCUAAUUAGUUCACAUAAACUGUAUCUACUGAAUAUCUUCUAUAUACAAAAAGGACCUAGACACUUGUCUAGGUGCAGGUGUCUAUACAAAAAUUAAUGAGCCAAGAUGUGGAAUCUCAUGAGCUCACAGAUUUAUAGCUAAUCAUUGUAUAAUAAAAUACAUGUAAUAAAAACGGAAUGAAAAAUAUAUUAACAGUAAGAAAAUAUGGGAUUUAAUAUUUUGUGAUUUCCAAAGUGUUUUCAAGUCCAUUUAACUAAUAUUCAUUGAAGACUGACUAUGACAGAUCUAAAAACAUUACUAAAAUUGACAACUUCAAAUAAACUAGGCUGAAAGGGGUUAGGUUAUUUGCCAAGAAUAUAGUGCCAUAGAGAAAGACUGUUUCUGAUUACAAUCUAGGAUUCUUUUUACCUGUUGCCCUGGAAAGAAGAACUGAGUUGAUCAUGUGGAACAAAAAGAAAUCUACCUUGGGAGCCAUGAUUAGUCCUCCAUGUACCAUGCUGGCAUCCACAAUCUGUCUUUUGUGUACCACACUGGGAUCCACAAUACAUUCUUUGUGGUUUGUUCUUUAAGAAAUCCAUGGUUUGCACUUUAAGAAAUAUACUGUGAUUUCUUGCAGUAAUAGAAACUCAUCUGGCUCUAACUACAAUACCAGCCAUAGUUUUAAGGUUUGGAUGUGGAGAUAUUUGAAAAUAUUUCUUUCUUACAGGGCAGUUAACAGGUUAAUCAAAAAACUUGACAAAAUUUGAUAUCACAAAAUCAUCUAUAUGUAUGUGUGUGUGUGUGUGUGUGUUUAUUUAUUUAUAUUUUAUUUUGAGAUGGAGUCUCACUCUGUCACCCAGGCUGGAGUGUAGUGGCAUGAUCUCAGCUCACUGCAACCUCUGCCUCUAGGGUUAGAGUGAAUCUCCUGCCUCAGCUUCCCAAGUAGCUGGGAAUACAGGUGCGUGUCACCAUGCCCAGCUAAUUUUUGUAUUUCUUUAGUUGAGAUAGGGUUUCACCAUAUUGACAAGGCUGGUCUCAAACUACUAAUCUGAAGUGAUCUGCCCACCUCUGCCUCCCAAAGUGCUGGGAUUAAAGGCGUGAGCCACCGUGCCUGGCCUGUGUCUGUGUGUAUACAUAUAUAUUAUAUAUUUUAACUUAAAAUUAAUACAUGUUCCAAGAGUUUAUGGUAAGGCCAAGGAUUUGUAUUUACAUAAUGGUUCACUCACUGUAAAUAAGUACUUUUCUGUCCUUCCCACUUUCAUUUAUUUUUAUGUAAAAUAAGAUCAUAAAGGCAUUUGAGGCCAACUACAGUAAACAUCUACGUUUUAUGAGGUACUUUUAGUUUUCACCCAUUUCUGAUUGUAUUCCUGAUUCCUGAUUUUCUCAUAUAUUUUUUAAAAGGCAACUCUUAAGUCUUAUCAACAUACACAAAUUGGUUAUAAAUGUACAAAAUCACAUUUGUAUUUUGCAUUUCUAGUAUGUUACAUGAUAUUUAAUUAAAUUAUAUAACAAAAACUAAUACAACUGUCAUAAACAUGUUUGGGAACAAAUAAAGCUGACCUUCAAUAAGGUUUCAACUCAGCUGUGAGAGCAGUAAUAGACAAACCUACUAGUGCUGUUAUCUGAUGACUAAGUUUACGGGCUCUGGAGCCAGACAGCCUGGGUGUGAAUCCUGAUCCAUUACCUACUAGCCUUUUUAACCGUGGACAAGUCACUUAACCUUUCUGUGCCUCAGUUUCCUCAUAGGCAAUAUGAGAAUGAUAAUAAAGUUUUGUUGUGAAGAUUAAAGGAGUUAAUUUGAACAAAGCACUUAAAACAGUAAAUGGAAGAUGUUAAGUGCUACGUAUAAAUAUUGGAUAUUAUUACUACCUAGGCAUACAGUGUACAAGACAUGCCAGUCAAAGUGUUCUGCAGAUGGAAUGGAAAACACUAGCUAAUCUGGCAACUUUAAACAGAAGCUAGUAAGACAAACUCUUACUUUCAGUAUUAGUUUAACUAGUGACCCUUAUUAGAUCAUAAGUAUCCUGACAGAAGGAAUUAGAUCGGUUCCAUUCAUAUUAUAUAUCUAAUGAACACAGUGCCUGCACUUACUAAGUAUUUUACAGUUAAUUAAUGAAUCAAGUUCAAAUAUGGUAGGAUAAGGUUUUUACAACAUGAUAUCAAUACUAUCUCAUAAAUAUGGGUUACUUGACACUGAAAAAAUAUUCUUGCCUCUUAUUUUUUUUUUUGAGAUGGAGUUUUGCUCUUGUUGACCCUGCUGAAGUGCAAUGGUGCAAUCCCGGCUCAACCGCAACCUCCACCUCCUGAGUUCAAGAGAUUCUCCUGCCUCAGCCUCCCAAGUAGCUGGGAUUACAGGCACACCACACCCAGCUAAUUUUGUAUUUUUAGUAGAGACAGGGUUGUUCACAAACUCCCGACUUCAGGUGAUCUGCCUGCCUCUGCCUCCCAGAGUGCUGGGAUUACAGGCUUGAGCCACCGUGCCUGGCCUCUUGCCUCUUUUCUAAUUGAUACUAGUAAGAACUUUAUAGUAUAUAUAAUUAUUUCAACUUUAUAAAUAAGAAAUUUGGAGUACAAAGAGGUUGAGUAAUUUGUUCCAGGUUACACAGUAUGAGUCAUUGAUAUAGCUGGGGCUCAAAGUCAGGACUCGUCUUGAGGUCUCCCUAUGUAAUGUCAUUCCCUCAACAUAAAUAGUCUUAAAAUAACCUCAGUUCAUCCUAUGUCUCCAUGAAUACCAUCUCCCUGUUUGUCCUAUUUGACUUUUGAUGCUCUUUACUCACUGUAAGUUCAAAUUCUAAGCAUCCGUUUACGAAAAAAUGUUUCUCUUCCAUUCUUGCCUAAUUUUCUUCAUUGCUGUAACUCUAUCAUAAAAACAGCCAAGCAUGAGAUUAAAUGUGGUUUAUGAAAUAAGAACGUCACUUGUUUAAUUUGCUUUAAAUACCUCACCUGUGAUGCAUUUAACAACAUAAUUGUGUUAAUACCAAUAUCACUGCUUUCCCUCACUGUGUCAAGAAGCACAGUAGUUUAGAUUCUACCAGGGUCACCUUCUCUUGCAGCUCAGUCCCAAAUCACCUUACAAUAAAAAACACGUUGUCAAAGUCAAUGAAUGGACAGAAUUAUAGUAUUUUUAUAAUCAUGGCUUAAUGAAAUCAAAUGGCUGAGCCACCUCAAACUAAGCCAGUCUUUAAAAUAUCAUCCUAACAAAUGAAGCAUAUAAGUAAAGAAGUGUUACGUGGGAGGGGAAGCAAAGGGUUGACAAGAACUCAAAUAUACAGCCUCAUGCUUAAUUGUAUUAUUAAGAGCACAAGAGCUCCUUUAUAUUCAUAACCAUUCUUAAUAAUAUGUCCCUUCUAAGCUUUUGUUAUCUUCGCUCAUGAAUGGAUGGCAGCAGGAUAUUGUAACAUACCUCAUUUGUAAGUAAGGCUAUGUAGGGCUCAUUUCUGUUCACUUACAUGGUCUAACAAUUUAUCCCAUCUCUAACUUUCACAAUAGCUCUAAGUUUAUUCAAGUCAACAAUUCAACAAAUAUUUACUAAAUUUUAUUAUGUCUUAUACACUGUAUUGGGCACUAUAAAGAAUCAAAGAUUGUUUAAGGACAGCCCCCUACUUCAAUGAAGUUAAAAUAGAAAAUUCAGAUUUAGAUAUCAAAAGUCAUUUAAAAGGAAAAUAAGCUCUAAAACUUGGGUUUUAAUAAGGCAUAAUGAAAAUACAGUCAAGACCGGGCGUGGUGGCUCACGCUUAUAAUCCCAGCACUUUGGGAGGCCAAGGUGGGUGGAUCACAAGAUCAGAAGUUCAAGACCAGCCUGGCCAACAUGAUGAAACCCUGCCUCUACUAAAAAUACAAAAAUUGGCAGGGUACGGUGGCAAGUGCCUCUAAUCCCAGCUACUCA